AGAAGAAGAAGUGGCAUCUUGUAGGACAAUUUUCUACUUCCGUGUGGGAUCACGGAGACCCGGGCUGAGGGGCCUGCUAUCGGACGCGUUAGGGAAAUAAAGAGAGGCUCGUCGGUUUAGACCAUGCGGGCAACUUUAAUCUGGAGGCUGGUGAAGUUACUCAGCGCUGCCGCUGUGCUGGCCCUGACUGCGCAUAUCGUAGCGAGCUCACUGAGUAAACAGACGCCAGAGCCCAGCCCGCUUCCCCCGGAGGAGUACCGUCUCGUAGACCCUCAGACAUACCGCUACCUCCUCAAUCAACCCAGUGUUUGCAGGCACAGGAGCCCCUUCCUAUUGUUCAUUGUGCCCGUGGGGGCUGAAGACGCUGCGGCACGGGAGGCCAUCAGGAAAACGUGGAGCGCCUCUGGCCGGGACACCCUGACUCUUUUCUUUGUGGGGAUCCCACAGAGGCCACAGAUGUCGGCCCUCCAGCAGAAACUGGAGGAGGAGAGCAGGCAGCAUGCAGACAUCGUCCAGAUGAACUUUGUGGAUAAUUACCACAAUCUGACAAUCAAAACCAUGAUGAUGAUGAGGUGGCUGUCUACUUACUGCCCCGGUGCGUCCUACGCCAUGAAGGUGGAUGCAGACAUCUUCGUUAAUGUCUUUUAUCUGAUCCAGUGGCUGAGGAACUCCCCCAAGGAGAACUUCAUCACAGGGUCGGUGAUCCAGGAUGGCAGGCCACGGCGGGAGCCCAACAGCAAGUGGUACGUGUCAGAUGAGCUAUAUCCAGAGGAGAGCUUCCCCUCCUACGUGUCUGGAGCCGGUUACGUGUUCUCCGCUGACCUGGCAGCCAGGAUCUCCUGGGCCUCCAGAUUUGUGCGGGUCAUCCCUUUGGAGGAUGUCUAUGUGGGCUUGUGCUUGCGGAUGCUGGGUGUCAGGCCUGUGUACGCCUACAGCCUGCCAUUCUUCAGAAGCCUGUUCGAAAUCAAAAACCUGAAGUACGACAGGUGCACCUUCGCCAAGUUGAUCAUUGUUAAUGGCUUUAAGGCACCAAAGCUGCUGAGGGUUUGGCAGGACUUUACCAAAGGCCACGAAAGAUGCUGAUCACAUUUACCUGGUGCCUUGCAGGCAAUUCUAAGGGAGUAAGCCUGCUGUGAAGGAAAGAAGGCCAGCUGACACACAGAGAUUUAGAUUAAGAUCAAAUCCCGGUCCUCAGACCUGCACCGUGACAUUUCUUUAUACUGCAGAGAAAAAUACCAAAGAUGCCUCACCAGUAGCUCGUGCACUGCACUUUAAUACAGGUUUGUUGGAAUGAACGGUUUUUGCAUGAUUCUCGAUGUGUUAAACAAAAAUGUCUAAAUUGCACUGAUUACUUUAUACUGCAACCAAGCUAUGUGUAUCCUGCAGCUUUUUUUGUCAGGGUCCCGUUUACUCAUGCAUACUAGUCAUACACGACAAACCAGCAGGUGGCAGUAGUGACUUGAAGAUGAGAAAUCAGGUUUACUGCUGGUGAUUUAUUGUGAUAACUGUAGGGUGUUGCAGAAUGUUACCUGUGAGUUGGUUCAAUAUAAUUUUUGCCUGUCAAACAGGAAGCCUGAUCAUCCCUGUUUAAUAUUACUGCUGCUGCUCCUUUGGAGGCUCCUUUGCCAACCUUGACAAAUGCUGUUUCUAUUUAACGUGUAUAAUUUUUAUAUAAAUAAAAGUUUUGGAAAA
Molecule: messenger RNA, 1692 nt
Organism: Neolamprologus brichardi
Lineage: Eukaryota; Metazoa; Chordata; Actinopteri; Cichliformes; Cichlidae
Gene: b3galt8
Product: beta-1,3-galactosyltransferase 8
Biological process (GO): protein O-linked glycosylation
Cellular component (GO): Golgi membrane
Molecular function (GO): N-acetyl-beta-D-glucosaminide beta-(1,3)-galactosyltransferase activity
Source: RefSeq, a predicted model, not a curated record